Molecule: messenger RNA, 2522 nt
Organism: Rosa rugosa (rugosa rose)
Lineage: Eukaryota; Viridiplantae; Streptophyta; Magnoliopsida; Rosales; Rosaceae
Product: helicase sen1-like
Exons: 4
Coding region: 901-2283 (460 amino acids)
Molecular function (GO): helicase activity
Source: RefSeq, a predicted model, not a curated record
CUAUUUCAGAUUCCUGACAUUUCUGUUUUUUUAUCUUUCUAUGUAGCUUGCUUUGUGAGGAAGAAAUCAAAAAUCUUUAGCUCUCUUCAAGUGGGUUUUGAGGAAAGAACUGGGUUCAUAAUCAUUUGGUUAUGUUAGAGAAAGGGUACAGUGACUUGAGUGAUAGACUGAUAGUGCUUGAUGGUGGGUUUAUCUGAGACUGUGUUUUCUUGGUCUCUUGAAGAUAUUUGAUUAUUUUCAAUGAAGAUCUUUACAAGAACAAGGUGGAAAAGAUUCCUGAAUCAUUUCAGUCGGUUGUCCAGUACUUUGGGUCUUAUCUGUAUCCUUUAUUGGAAGAAACUCGAGCUCAGUUACAUUCCAGUAUGGAAACUAUUGACAGUGCACCAUUUGCGGAAGUAGUUGAUUUUAAAGAGUCCAAGCCAUAUGGAACAAAGCAAUAUACAAUCAAGGUUGAUUGUUGGCGAAACAGGUUCAGUGAACGUGGCAACGAACCAUACAAAACUUUGCCUGGGGAUCUUUUUAUUUUAGCAAAUGCUAAACCUGAAACUGUUUCUGAAUUACAACUGACUGGGAGGUCAUGGUCUUUUGUAUCUGUCACUCAUCUUGUGUCUAACAUCUCACAAAUUCAGAAAAAAGAUGGGAAUGGGGAUGAGGUUGAGGAUGUGGAAGAGGAAACUUCUCUUUGUUUUAAAAUCGAGUCUUCAAAAGAGUUUGAAGUCGAUGAUAGCAGAUCACUGUUUGUUGUUUUCUUGUUGAAUUUAAUCCCCAGUGGAAGAAUAUACAAAGCAUUGCACAUGCUGGGAAAUUUAACAAUUAUCAAAGAAGUUCUAUGCUCUGAUUCUGUGGCUCAGGAAAAUCCUUCCUAUGAGAAGAAUAAUGACAUCAUGGAGAAGGGGUUAGAUGAGAAUUUAUUGUCAGGACUCAGGACUUAAUGAGGCCCAAACUGGGGCAGUUUUGGCUUGUCUUGGAAUGCGGCAUUGUGGUGCAAAGUCUUCGGUGGAACUUAUAUGGGGUCCUCCUGGGACAGGAAAAACUAAAACAAUCGCUACUCUGCUUUUUACUCUGUUAAAGAUGAAUUGUAGGACUCUUAUUUGUGCCCCAACAAAUGUUGCAAUAACUGAAGUUGCUUCUCGUCUUCUGAAAAUGGUGACAGAAGCAGAGUUCAAUGCAAUGUUUUGUUCGGUUGGAAAAAUCCUUUUAUUUGGGAAUAAGGAACGACUCAAACUCAAAGUUGGUUCAGAUAUUGAAGAGAUAUAUUUGGGUCACCGUAUUGAAAAAAUCAUUGAGUGCAUAGGACCACAAACUGGUUGGAGGCAUUGCUUUGCUUCCAUGAUAAAUUUACUUGAAGAUUGUGUUUGUGAUUACAACAUUUACUUGGGCAAUGAGUUGACUGAACUCACUGAAGGGGAAGAACAAAAUAGUGCUUGUGAAGUGAAUGAUGAACGCAGAAGUGAACCAGGAGUUAGCGAGGGGAAGUGCAAAACAUUUCUUGAAUAUUUCAGAAGUAGAUUUCUCUGUACCGCAUUGCCACUAAGAAAUUGCAUUUCUAUCUUCUGUACCCAUAUGACCAAAAGCUGCAUUCCAGAACACAUAUUCAAGGAUAUGGUUUCUCUUAUCCUCUUAGUUGAUUCCUUUGAGAUGUUGUUGUUUGAAGGUAAUGCGAUUUCAGAAGCAUUGGAAGGCCUUUUUUCUUGUUCAGAGGUUGAGGGUGUAUCUGAGUUAUAUGUAGCUGACUCAAUUCCUCUUGUCAUGAAGAGAAAGGAAUGCCUUGUAGCUUUACGCACUCUACAGCGUUCUCUUAGUAAACUUCAACUUCCAGAUUUUAGGGAAGGAACUGAUCUAAUGGAUUUAUGUUUCCGAGGUGCAUCCUUAGUAUUUUGCACUGCAUCUAGUUCAUUUAAGCUGCAUAGACUGGAAAUGGAGCCAUUUACCUUUGUGGUUAUUGAUGAAGCUGCACAGUUGAAAGAGUGUGAGUCAACUAUACCCCUGCAACUACCAGGAGUAAAACAUGUAAUUCUUGUUGGUGAUGAAUGCCAAUUGCCAGCUAUGGUGAAAAGCAAUGUUUCUCAAGAAGCUGGUUUUGCAAGAAGCUUGUUUGAGAGGUUAAGCACAAUGAGUCACCCAAAACACCUUCUAAAUAUGCAGUACAGAAUGCAUCCGUCAAUAAGUUUCUUCCCAAAUUCUAGUUUCUAUAAUAACCUGAUCCUGGACGCUCCAAAUGUCACAAAAAAAAGCCAUGAGAAGCACUAUCUUCCAGGGCCAAUAUAUGGUCCUUAUUGUUGAAGGAAUAUCGAUUUAGUGUGCCUUAUCAAACUAGGAGUAGCAAUAGGAGAGAAGGUUCUAGAUUUCCCAAUCCUACACGGAUUGGUAUUCCUUGUAACAUUAGAACUAGUACUUUGUAAUCCCUAUAUAUAGGGCUCCUAUUCUCAAUAAUAAUACACACAUCUCUCUCUACAAUUCUCUCUCAAUUCUAUUAUCCUUAAACACGUUAUCAGCACGAGCCCUAAACCACAAAAGCCAAA